This is a messenger RNA of Rotaria sp. Silwood2, 909 nucleotides long. NCBI's taxonomy places the organism in Eukaryota, Metazoa, Rotifera, Eurotatoria, Philodinida, Philodinidae. The record is from the annotation of a GenBank genome assembly.
AUGAAAUAUUUGAUUAUCGUGAUGGUUAGGAUAUAUAUAUGUACAGCAUUUUCACAUCUUAAUCAACGUUUUCAAAAACUUCCUAGUUCCUCAUCUCUUCUACUUAAAGUUGCACUUUAUGGUGCAAUAUAUAAUGAAUCAUAUAUAAGUGGUUAUAAGCUAUAUCUUCUUUUUAGUCGGCAUAAAAUAUUUUCUAUCGAUUUAUGUUCAGUAUUAAAAAAUAAUUUUUUUCCAUGGUUAACCUUCGAUUCAUUAUUAAUCUGUCUCGAAUCACUUUCUAUUAGACAAAAAGUAGAUAAUUUAACCUCAAUUCUUAGUAAUUUAGCUUAUCUACCUCGUCUUUUCUUUUUAACUAUCGACACAUCAAAUAAGCCUGAUAAUCUCCAUGAUAUUUAUCGAUUAAUAUUUGCCUUACCAAAAUUAAAAUCGCUCAUGAUCAUGUCAAAUUAUAAUAGAAAAAUCUCAAUUCCAAUGGUUACUAAUCAACGAUUGAGUACUAUUGAAUAUCUUGCCAUUGAUCAUUGUUGGACUUACAAUGAACUUAUUUCUAUUAUGUCUUAUACACCUCAACUUCGUCGUCUAUAUCUCUUUAAUGCAUUUGAUUUUCAUAGAAAUAUUCAAACUAUAUUACCAAUCACAUUAUCAAAAUUAACAGAUAUUUCGAUACCUAUGAAUUAUUUAAAAUUUUAUGAAUUUGAAAUAAUCAUCAGAAAAAUAGAUGCGAAAUUAAAAGUUUUACGUGUUACUGUUCUAUCUCAAGAUGUAACUUUUCUUAAUGUUUAUCCAUGGAAAGAAUUAAUUUUAGAAUCUUUUCCUCAAUUGAAAAAAUUCUAUUUACGAUAUAUUGAAAAUUUUAAUAGAGAAUAUCAUUAUCCUGGAAUGCCAGAUCAAUUCAUUUCAUCAUUUUAA